AUGAGCUUCUCAGACACAUAUUUUGCCAGUCUUGCUGGUGCCCGCAAGGCUAGGAAACGAUACUCGGCCCGUGUGUUCUAUCUUGUGAUACUGGUUGUCCUUGCAGUGGCCCUUGGAAGCCGCUUGGUUCCCCGCGACCACAAUGCCCAAGAUGGAUUCUCUGCGCCGGUAGUAACUAGGAGGAAUCGAAGAUCAUUGGUACCGGGCACAGAGAGCUGGACGAUACAAGAGGGCGAAAAAGAGUGCCGGCUGGUUCACCGCGCGAAGCACCAAUGCUCCUUCAUUCGAGAUAACUGCGAAGACGAGAAUAUUGGCCUCAUCCCAUAUUUAGAGAUUUACUACUGUUGGCUCGGUGGUGCAAAGCCGGUCGGUUUCGCUUUGCUCUCAGCAUGGCUCGCGAUGCUGUUUAGCACAGUUGGAAUUGCCGCCAGCGACUUCUUAUGUGUAAACCUCAGCACCAUCGCCAAUAUUCUUGGAAUGAGCGAGAGUUUGACCGGCGUGACUUUCCUGGCCUUUGGGAAUGGAAGUCCUGAUGUGUUCUCUACAUUUGCCGCCAUGAGCUCUAAUAGUGGUAGCCUGGCUAUAGGGGAACUCGUUGGUGCUGCUGGCUUUAUCACUGCCGUUGUUGCAGGGUCAAUGGCGCUUACUAGGCCAUUUAAAGUCGCCCGGCGGAGCUUUGUCCGUGACAUUCUGUUUUUUGCCGUGGCUACCGGUUUUACUAUGGGAUUCGUUGCUGACGGAAAGUUACACGCUUGGGAAUGCGCAUCGAUGAUCGGAUUUUAUAUAUUCUAUGUCUUCAUUGUUGUCACUUGGCACUGGUAUAUGGGCCGGCAAAGGCAGAGAAUUGAGCGUGAUAUUGCAGCCCGAGCUCAUUUCCAUAUACCCCAAAACCAGGAACUAGAGAUCAAUGAGGUACCAGAGGAUGAUGAUCCCAUCGCCGGCGGCGAGAGCCGCCCCCUCCUAGGCGCCACAAACGAUGACUUCGGGUCGCUGGAACGGGCAGAUAUCCCAACAUUGAGAAUUGAAGACGAAGGGGAUGAAGAAGAGCGGGAUAGGCAGCAGCUAGCAGAACUGCACGAGAACAUGCGAGUCAAUCGGCCACAGACCAGUCAAAGAAUGCUUUCUAGUGGAGGUAUUCGACCCAGUUUAGUUGGCGCUCUCGAGUUCAGAUCAGUUCUAUCCUCUCUAGAGAAAUCACGCAACCUCCAGUCGGGACGAAUCCAUUUGCGAAGCUACUCGGACGAUCCAUUUUCUACUACCCAACCUGCAGCAGCUCGUCCGAGAGCCUCUACAGCUCAACAGCCUCAAUUUUUUUCCUAUCAGGAUGACGACAGGGCCGGACAACCUGGCUUGCCCACUUCCGCUCAGCCACAGAUGCUAGCCCACAGUCUGGAUAAUGCCCCGGGAGCUCACCUUGGGCAUCAAACGAAUCUACUCUGCGCAUCUCCUACUUCCUCUGGCUAUCCUUCUCGAUCCCACAGUCCUGCCCCGUCCGUUGAUCGGUCUAAAUCCCCAGGCCGAUUAGCUGUCCCACGUACUGUCUUUCAGCAGCCGACCUACGGCGCUGGUGGCCAUACCCCGUCUAUUCAAUCGUCAAUUUCUCCCCAAACAACGCCGCCAGCUUGCGGAGGCGGUUCUACUCCAGCCAGUCCCGAGUCGUCAAUUACCCCAUUCCCCCCGUACACUGAUGAAACCGCAUACACCCCUCAUGGGCCUUCGAGCCUUCGAUUUCAAAGGUCGGCUCACUCGCUAAGCUCUGAAUACACCCGUGCGCAUUCUGCAGGGACAGAUGUCGAGAUUUCUGGUCCAAAGUGGUGGCCACGCUCUGUUCUUCCCUUUCCACUGGCCAUUAUUUCGGCUCUGUUUCCGACUCUCUACGACUGGGGAGAAAAAUCAAUAUGGGACAAAUUUUUAGGGAUUGCUGCAGCACCCAGUGUUUUCGUUCUCACAAUGACCUUACCUGUUGUGGAGACUGACGGCUCUGAGCCGGAGGCCAUUGCUGUUCCUGAACAAGGAGCAGCAAUCAUAGUUGAACAACGGUCAGGGCUUGAUGUAGUUCCGACAAUCGCCGUUCCUAAUUAUCAUGAUGACGAGACAGCCGUAGCCAACUCACAAGAGAUUGGUCGACCCUCUCUCAAUCGCCUUCGACAAGAUUCGGAACUACCAAGCCAUCUCCUGUCAAACAAUGGAACAGAUGGCUCUUGCUACUUCAACUGUACACCGCCGCCGUUAUUCAUCACGAUAACAUUAUGGAAUAAUCUUCGUCCGGAACACGACCCUAGCACUUUGAUUUUGCCUGUCCUCCUCUCACUGCUCCUGUCGUCUGCCUUCACAAUAGUCCUUCUCUUCGCCACGAAAGCCUCGUCUAGUCAGUUACCUAAACCCCUCAGACCAUUUGUUGCCUUCCUUGGCUUCACCGUCGCAAUAGCAUGGGUCUCAACCCUAGCUACCGAAGUCGUUGCCUUACUUAAACUCUUUGGCGUCGUUCUAAACAUCAGUGACUCUCUACUUGGCCUUACCAUCUUCGCUGUUGGCAAUUCGUUGGGUGACCUCGUUGCCGACGUCACUAUAGCACGCUUAGGAUACCCUGUCAUGGCACUAAGCGCGUGUUUUGGCGGCCCAAUGUUGAAUAUCCUCAUUGGCAUUGGUGUCGGAGGCUUGUAUAUGACUUUCCAGCCGAUACAAAACAUACACUCUGCUAGCAUUAAUACUGCAUUAUCGACUUCCCUUCAACCAUACCCUAUCACGGUGUCUAAAACGCUGAUUAUUAGCGCUGCGACGUUAAUGAUAACAUUGCUUGGUUUACUUAUCGUUGUGCCGUUGAAUAAGUGGCGGAUGGAUAAAAAUGUGGGCUUCGGCCUAGUUGCUCUAUGGUGUAUCAGCACCAUCAUUAACGUUGUUCUGGAAUUAGUUUCUUAA
Molecule: messenger RNA, 2919 nt
Organism: Nannizzia gypsea CBS 118893
Lineage: Eukaryota; Fungi; Ascomycota; Eurotiomycetes; Onygenales; Arthrodermataceae
Product: sodium/calcium exchanger protein
Exons: 3
Coding region: 1-2919 (972 amino acids)
Biological process (GO): transmembrane transport; monoatomic cation transport; intracellular calcium ion homeostasis
Cellular component (GO): membrane
Molecular function (GO): monoatomic cation transmembrane transporter activity
Source: RefSeq, a predicted model, not a curated record